Messenger RNA from Eimeria maxima, 1650 nucleotides. Its product is annotated as facilitative glucose transporter, putative. Gene Ontology annotation, biological process: monosaccharide transmembrane transport. The transcript has a single exon. The coding region runs from base 1 to 1650 and encodes 549 amino acids. Gene Ontology annotation, molecular function: hexose transmembrane transporter activity. Gene Ontology annotation, cellular component: membrane. The record is from RefSeq and is a predicted model, not a curated record. Lineage: Eukaryota; Apicomplexa; Conoidasida; Eucoccidiorida; Eimeriidae.
AUGGAGAAGAUUGACGCGACCUCUAAGAAAGAAGUGGAGGCAUUGGGGGAUGUUCCCCCUGCCCGUUUUACACCGCGUAGCUGCUGUUUACCUGCAGCAGCCCAGUUUGUAUUGGUUGCGGUGUUGGGUUCUUUCCAAUUUGGUUAUAGUUUCUCUUCUUUAAAUACCUCAAAGGCCAUCAUCAUCGUUGACUUCGACUGGUGCAAAAACGACCCUGAUCAUGUUUUGGAUUGUAGUAAUGGUGUUCUUUAUGGAUCAUUAAUUACAACGGCUGUGUUUGUAGGACUAAUGUUUGGUUGUUUAUUAGCUGGUCCUGUGACAAACUUUGGUCGUCGGGUGUCACUAUUGCUGACAAAUUUACUUUUCUUGGUAUCUAGCGCCCUUGCUGCAGCAGCCGAUGGCGUGGCAUCUUUAUUCCUAGCUCGUUUAUAUCAAGGGAUGGCUGUGGGGUUAGCAACAGUAUGCGUCCCUAUGUAUAUAUCCGAGUUCUCCCCUGACAGGUAUAGAGGAUUCUACGGAACUCUCCAUCAGCUUCUUAUUACUGUGGGUAUUCUUGUAGCUACUCUUCUUGGAUUGGCAUUCGGCUCUCCUCCAACGGAUACAGAUUUCGGUUAUACCGUCAGCACCUUCCAGCAGUGUUGGUGGCGAUUCAUGUUGGCUUUCCCUGCUGCGGUGUCCAUUGUGGCUAUAUUGCUACUGUGGCUUGUAUACCCAACAGAGAGUCCUCAUUUCUUAAUGCAUCAGGGACGUAAGAACACAGCAACAGCCCUUCUUAAGGAAUUAUUGAAUAAAGAAGAUGUUAGUGCAGAAGUACAAACUAUUGAGGUCGCCAUCUGUCAACAGAAAGUACUCGAGGCCGAGAGUUUAUCCCUAGGGAAAGCAAUGACUUAUCCAGCAUAUCGUCAUGUACUUCUUCUUGCUUUCUUCCUCUCCGCCUUCCAACAGUUUACCGGCAUUAACAUCCUCGUGGCCAACAGCAACAAGUUGUAUGCUUCUCUUAACAUCGACGCCUCCCUCGUCACCGCCUUAACUGUUGUUACAGGGCUUGUUAAUGUAUUAAUGACGGUGCCUGCGAUCUUCUUAAUGGAUAGAUUAGGCAGAAGAACUCUCCUCCUGUGUGGUUGCUUUGGACAAGCAGCAUCUACUAUUGUUGCUCUUAUUGCCAAUCUAAUUGAUCGCAACAGCACAGCUGUACAAUGGCUGACAGUUGCAUGCAUAUAUCUAUUCGUUAUUUCCUUUGCUGUUGGAUAUGGUCCUGUUCUUUGGGUGUAUCUCCAUGAGAUUUUCCCACCAGAAAUUAAACAAACAGGCGCAUCUGUUGCCUCCGCCAUCAAUGCCGUCGCAACUAUUAUUGUUGUUCUUCCCUCCGACUUCGUCUUGACCUCGGAUAUGCGGGUUAUGUUAGGCAUAUGUGGUGGUACAUCUCUUAUAGCCUUUGUUGUUUCCUUAAUCUUUAUGAAGGAAACAGCUGGUCUAUCUAUUGAUGAAUCUCCUUACUUUAAGGGAAAAAGAAGGGUUAUGAGUAAAUACUUCGAUGUUACAGGACUUAACAACCCAGGGCAACAGGUUCCUUCUCUUGCAUCCGGCCACUUCUCCGCCACCCAGCUUGCUCCUGCACCCUCAGGACAUGCAAAGGAACUCUCUGCAUAA